AUGUUUAAGUUAAAUUACAAGUUAUGUAACGGCUUAAGAAAUGUAUACCACUUCACAGGUACACAGAAACGUAGCCAUAUAAAACCGCAGUUCGUGGGAAUAAUCCCGCUCAAAUGUAAGAAAUUCGCGACGGGGAAGAAGAAUGCAGCCAGUGAUAAAGCGAACGAAGUUAAGGACCAUGGACACGAUCAUGAAGGGCACGCCAAGGGGUUGUACCAUCAUGUAGAGCACCAUCAUGGAAAUCCUCGAGACCAUCUAGACCAAGACGGGGUGAGGAAACCCGAAUACGAUUUUGACAACUUUCACUGGGAUGAUUACUGGUUACACACACCAAAACAAAACAUAGUAAUUGUGAAUGGGCAAAAAAUGAUUAAGGGAGAAGAAACGAAGCCGAUGGAAUACCUAUUUAAUGUAAGCCAAAAGAACAUUCCUUUUUGGUCCAGAACAAGAUUAAAUGUGUGGGGAAACUACAAUAUGGUUUUAAAAGUUGAAUUUUUGUUUUUUUGGAUUCCAACGCUUAUCAUUUUUAGCAUCGCGAUUCCCUGUUUCACCAUGUUGUACAUGUUGGAUGAGAUCGUUCACACAACCAUGACAGUGAAGGUUAUAGGGCGACAAUGGUAUUGGAUUUAUGAAGUAGAAUCCCCCCCGGAAGACGACGAUGAUGAAUAAGGCAACACCAUUUUUUUACUUUUUUUUUUUUUUUUUAUAAAUUGCAAAAUAGUUGGCAUUACGCGUACAGAAAUGGGUUAAGUGUUAAAGUUUACAUUUUGCGUUCCACUGAAGUAGUUUAAAUGAAUUAAUUUUUUGACAGUGGUACUUUGACCACGCAUGCGGACUGUACACAUACAUACACGCAGCACAUUGCAUGUUUUUUACUUUUAAUAUUUGCCAGUUUAUACGUUACGUACGGUGUAGUACGCACGUUAUUUUUAUGUUGCAUGUACGCUGCAUUUUGCCCCAUUACGUUGUGUUGAUUUUUUUUUGUCUGAACAGCCAUUUUGCGUUACAGUACCAUUUCCAGUUGCACAACAUUACAGUAAAAAAUUCCCCAGACGAACUUCAUUUUUUACUAAAAUGAUGGAAACAAAAUAUGC
Messenger RNA from Plasmodium vivax (malaria parasite P. vivax), 1094 nucleotides. Its product is annotated as cytochrome c oxidase subunit 2a, putative. The transcript is spliced from 2 exons. Bases 1 to 669 code for a protein of 222 amino acids. NCBI's taxonomy places the organism in Eukaryota, Apicomplexa, Aconoidasida, Haemosporida, Plasmodiidae. Gene Ontology annotation, molecular function: copper ion binding; cytochrome-c oxidase activity. Gene Ontology annotation, cellular component: membrane. The record is from RefSeq and is a predicted model, not a curated record.